UCAACGACAAAGAGAAAAGAUGAAAAAAAUACAUUUUAAGUCUCCUCCGAUGAGAUCAUCUGCUUCUCCCAAUGAUGAGAAUGAUAGACCCAAUCUGCAAAGGGAUUUGAAUUUGCAGAAACCGAUGAAACAAAAUGUGAAGACUUCCAGUUUUCCAAGAAAGAAAGUCUUGGGUGAAAGAAAUGAAUCUCCAGGAUCAAAUUCCUCCAUUACCCAUUUUUCCAAAUCCCCAAAUCUUGAUUCAAACCCCUCGCCAAAGAUCAUUUCAAAGAAUUCCCCAAAUCUUGAUCCCAAAGUCGUUUCUAAAGAGCCUGUCUCCCACAAGACACCGUUGUCGAACAGUUCCAGGGAUGGGACACCCUCACCGAGUCCUUACGACCCAUUGAAGAAUUACCUUUCACCAAGGCCUCAAUUCUUAAGGUAUAAUCCCGAAAGGCGAAAGGAGAUAUUUUUACGCCUUGAAAUGGAAGACAAAGAAGGGGAUGAUCCCACUGUUGAAUCUGAUGAAGCCGACGCUGUUUCUGGUGACAGUUCUUUGGCCUCUUCUUCUAAAGAAGAUGAAGAAUUCGGCGCCGAAAGUGAGAGUCUUUCGGAGAAUGAAGAUGAAGAAUUCGAAGAGGGAGAGGAUGAAGCAGCAUGGAGUCUGGGAGGAGUGUUGAAAUAUUUCCUUUUGUCGGUUGUGUUAUUACUGAGUACAUCACAUAUUUCCUCCAUGAAUUCCCCCGUCUCUGCUCCAGCUUUUGAGGUUCAUGCACUUGGUUUUCAAAACCAUUCAUUUGGAAUAGCUGAGGGUUUUGGGUAUAAGUUCUUGGAUGGAAAAAAAGAGCAAUUGGGUUUAUUGAGCAUCACCCAAACUAUGGAAGAUGAGGUAAUUGAGGAGGAAAAGGCUAACUUGGGACACGUAGUUAGCUUGGAGAUAGAUAAUACAGUUGUCGAAUCUGAAGAGAUGGUUGAAGAAGCUUCUGAGGAAUUUGAAGAGAACAUUGAGUUACUAGAGAUGGAAGAAACUGAGAUAAAGGGACACGUAGUUAGCUUGGAGAUAGAGAAUACAGUUGUCGAAUCUGAAGAGAUGGUUGAAGAAGCUUCUGAGGAAUUUGCAGAGAACAUUGAGUUACUAGAGAUGGAAGAAACCGAGAUAAAAAGUGUAGAAAAGAUUGAAGAUGAAUCGGAGAAAUUUGAGUUGCAGGAGAUGGGAGAAACUGAGGAGCAGAUUGAAGAAACCCAAGAUGUAGAUGAAGACAUUGAAUCCUUACAAGUUGAUCAUCAGGCAAGUCUUUUUUCUGAAGGAACAGAAUCUUCAGAGGAAAUCAGGGAGGUUCCAAAGGAGGAAGAUGAAGAUCUUCACAAGGAAACCAGUGAUACCGACAUGGUUCAAGUUAUAAUAUUGCAAAUCAGUAUGCUGCAGAAGUGGGGAAAAUCCAUUGUUCUUAACAUGAGAAAGGGAAUUGCACCAAAGCCGUCUUCUUCUCCGGUCGAUAAGCAUUCGAUCAAACCAAUUGUGAAGGAGAAGAAGGCAAGUUUGCCACUUCCUGCAGAUGAUCCAAUAAAGCUUGCUGUUUCCAACACCAUGCCGUUGAUUAGUACUACCUCUGCAGUUAGGAGCCGAGCACCUUCAGUUGAGUUGCUGACUGAAUUUGACUUUGGUGAAAUAAGUAGAUCAGUUAGAAGUUCUGCUAUAAACAGAAGAAUGAAAGAUCAAGUGAGCAGCUAUUCUUAUUUCUCAGAAAAGGAUUUGGGGAGCAAGGAUCAACAAGGACACACACACCUCUCCGCUGUGAACUCCAAUUCAUCCGAAAGAUCAACGUCGACUGCCAAGAAGAAACGUUUAGGGAAAGAGUUGGGAAGCAACAACGAGGUGAUAACUCCGGUGAGACGAUCAGCCAGAAUCCAAAAUCGUGCAGACAUUGUCUCUCCAUGA
This is a messenger RNA of Hibiscus syriacus, 1918 nucleotides long. RefSeq lists its product as uncharacterized. The transcript has 3 exons. The record is from RefSeq and is a predicted model, not a curated record. Bases 20 to 1918 code for a protein of 632 amino acids. NCBI's taxonomy places the organism in Eukaryota, Viridiplantae, Streptophyta, Magnoliopsida, Malvales, Malvaceae.